UCUAGGGCAAUUAUUUCCAGUGGCAGAUCUAAUAAUAGAUGUUUCCAAAUAAUCAAAACAGUUCUGGAAACCAUGGUAUCUAUCUCCUAUUCUUCUAAAGCGCGGAAGACAGUUGGUUGUGGUUCUAUUCCGUCACUACAGGUCCAACGGUGUGUUCUCUCAGUUAAUUUCCUUACCUGCUGGUCACCAACGCAAAAUAUCUCCCUUCUGUGGACCGCACAAGGCUAUGAUGCAGCUGCUGGGAUUGAUGAUUGUGCAGCGUUUGAUCGCCUACAAGUACAGCGAUUCAAUCUAAUCUUAUUCCUCUCGACUCCUUCAGUUUGCCCGUCCACAUUACCAUGGCUUCUGAGGUUCCAAUUGUGGAAGUAAAACCAAACACCCGGGGCUGGACCUGUCGUGUGACAUUGAUCGAAAAACAAAAUGUCCGCACGGCCAAAAGAUCACCCUUAAAGUUUAUGCCAAUGAUCUUGCAAGAUUCCACUGGCACCAAAGUCCAGGCUACUGCAUUCCAGGGCGAUAUAGAAGGGAUUGAUCAACGCUUGACCCUGUAUUCAACCUACCUCGUCUCAGAUGCCUAUGUGAAGACAAUAGCUGACAUGCGUUUCAACGUAGAUGAUACAUACCCAUAUGUUUGGUCAUUGAACAGGCGCACACUAAUUCAGGAUGUGGAUAUAUCAGAAGGGCCUAACUACCGCAAAAUUGCUGAAGCAGAAACUACACCAUUUGGAGACAUCUUUACCAGUUUUCUCCAUGAUACACGAAUCAAUAUAUUGGCUGCAA
Molecule: messenger RNA, 780 nt
Organism: Cuscuta europaea
Lineage: Eukaryota; Viridiplantae; Streptophyta; Magnoliopsida; Solanales; Convolvulaceae
Source: the annotation of a GenBank genome assembly